Molecule: messenger RNA, 675 nt
Organism: Rangifer tarandus platyrhynchus (Svalbard reindeer)
Lineage: Eukaryota; Metazoa; Chordata; Mammalia; Artiodactyla; Cervidae
Source: the annotation of a GenBank genome assembly
AUGGAGAGGCUGUUGUGGUGUUUCCUGGUCUUGAUCAGCUUCUCUAGUGUUUUGGGCCAGACAGACUUGCAUAAGAAGGCCUUCGUGUUUCCCAAAGAGUCGGAUAAUUCCUACGUAUCCCUGAAAACACAGUUAAAGACACCACUCACCGCCUUCACCGUGUGUCUCUAUUUCUACACAGAGCUGGCCCCAAUCCGCGACUACAGCAUUUUCUCUUAUGCCACCAAGGAGCAAUAUAAUGAGAUCCUCCUAUUUUGGCCUAAGGGUAAAGGCUAUAGUUUUAGUGUGCGUGGGAGGGAGGUAUUAUUCCAGAGUCCUGGAAACACUGAUGCUCCGACACACAUCUGUGCCACCUGGGAGUCUGCCUCUGGAAUUGCAGAGCUCUGGGUGAACGGGAAACCCCGGGUGAGGAAGAGUCUGCAGAAGGGAGCCUCUCUGGGGACAGAUGCCAGCAUCAUUCUGGGGCAGGAGCAGGAUGCGUUCGCUGGGGCCUUUGAUAGAAACCAGUGUUUGGUGGGAGACAUCGGAGAUGUGAACAUGUGGGACUUUGUGCUGUCUCCAGAAGAGAUUAACGCUGUCUAUACUGGUGGGACCUUCAGUCCUAAUGUCCUUUACUGGGAGGAACUGAACUAUGAAGCAAACGGUGAGGUGUUCGUUAAACCUCAGCUGUGGUAG